Molecule: messenger RNA, 926 nt
Organism: Pimephales promelas (fathead minnow)
Lineage: Eukaryota; Metazoa; Chordata; Actinopteri; Cypriniformes; Leuciscidae
Source: RefSeq, a predicted model, not a curated record
CGCGAAAGCGAAAGUUAAGACGAGGCAUUGUGUGAAAGACUGCAGGCAAAAACUCUUGUUCAUGAUAAUUAUGAUUUUAUUAUAGCUCCUUUUUUGUGUAAACCAUGUACGUUAAGUGUAUUGUUGUAGCAAUACUCCUGGUAGUCGCUGAUGGCUUCACUGUGCGAGGUCCAUCUGCUCCUCUGGUUGCUCCUCUGGGAUCUUCACUGGUUUUGCCUUGUUUUGUUGAUAAACCUUUACCAGUGAAGGGUCUGGAGGUGGAGUGGAGAAGAACAGACUCAGAGACUCUGGUUCAUCUGUUUCUAGAAGGUGAGAGUCGACCAGAGGUCCAGCAGCAGGAUUAUCAGGACAGAGCUCAUUUCUUUACUGAUCAGAUUCAACAUGGAAACUUCUCCCUCCGUCUGGACAAUCUGACAGCUGAAGAUGAGGGAAAUUACACAUGUAAAGUUUACAGUCAGCAGGAUUCAGGAGAGACUGAGGUUCAAAUAAAAGAUGUUGAGCGUCUGCUGGUAUCAGGAUCGAGUCGCUCCAUGUCUGCAUAUGAUGGUGAGGACGUCACUCUGAACUGCUCUAUCGACUCUCACAUCAAACCUGAACACAUUGAAGAGGUUUCAUGGAGUAAAACAGAUGAAGAUGAAGAUAUUCCGGUUCUGCUCUUCCUGAACAAUGAGACUUUUCCACAAGAUGAUCAAUACAGAGACAGAGUUGAGUUCUUCACUGAUGAAAUCCCCAAAGGAAACUUCUCUCUCAGACUGAAGAGUGUCAGAAUUGAGGACAAAGGAGUUUACAUCUGUCAAGUGUUUGCUGGAGUACUUUCAGCCAAUACAACUGUUUUACUGGAGAGACUGGGUGAGUCGACAAAACAUGGCAAAAUAAAUAAUGCAGUCUGUUAACACUAGCCAACCUUCCUCAGAGGCUAUUGUGUA